This is a messenger RNA of Marasmius oreades (fairy-ring Marasmius), 1110 nucleotides long. RefSeq lists its product as uncharacterized. Gene Ontology annotation, cellular component: cytosol; septin ring; cell division site. The transcript is spliced from 11 exons. Gene Ontology annotation, molecular function: GTPase activity; molecular adaptor activity; GTP binding. The coding region runs from base 1 to 1110 and encodes 369 amino acids. The record is from RefSeq and is a predicted model, not a curated record. NCBI's taxonomy places the organism in Eukaryota, Fungi, Basidiomycota, Agaricomycetes, Agaricales, Marasmiaceae. Gene Ontology annotation, biological process: cytoskeleton-dependent cytokinesis.
AUGUCCUUUGCAGGAAGAAGAAGAGGAAACAAGGCCAAAAAGGGUGUUCAGUUCACCCUCAUGGUCGUCGGUGCAUCCGGUACUGGCCGCACGACCUUUGUGAACACUCUUUGUGAAUCCGAGGUCCUUCCACAUAAAGUUUCUGACGACCCGGAAACUGCUCAUGUUGAGGAAAGAAUCAGUAUCAAGCCGGUGACUGUCGAAUUGGAGGAGGAUGGUGUUCGUAUCGCUCUGACGAUUGUCGACACCCCCGGUUUCGGUGACAAUGUGGAUAAUGAAUUCGCUUUCCAAGAAAUUGUUGGCUAUCUUGAACGUCAAUACGAUGAUAUUCUAGCCGAAGAGUCCCGUAUCAAGCGUAACCCUCGCUUCAGAGACAACCGCAUUCACGCACUUCUCUAUUUCAUCCCUCCCACUGGUCAUUCCCUGCGGGAAAUGGAUAUUGAACUCAUGCGCCGCCUCUCCCCUCGUGUAAACGUUAUCCCCGUUGUUGGCAAAGCAGACUCGUUGACACCAAGCGAACUCAAGGGUUUCAAGAAAAGGGUUAUGGAAGACAUUGAACACUACGAUAUCCCGGUUUACAACUUCCCCUAUGACGUCGAAGAGGAUGACGAGGAGACUAUCCAGGACAAUAGCGAGCUUCGCGCUCUUCUUCCUUUCGCUAUCAUAGGAUCUGAAGAGGAAGUCGAGAUCGAUGGCCAGCUUGUCCGUGCCAGAAUCUAUCCAUGGGGAAUUGUCGAAGUAGACAAUCCUAAGCACUCCGACUUCAGCAGGCUUCGAAGUGCUCUUCUCAACUCACACCUAGGUGAUCUUAAGUCGUUGACACAUGAUGUCUUGUAUGAGACUUACCGCACUGAGAAACUGUCUCGCACUGUUCAUUCUACUGACACGAAUGGUGACAACUCCAUCCUUCCUGAUGAGCUUGCAUCCCAGAGUGUUCGACUCAAGGAAGAGCAGCUCCGCCGUGAAGAGGAAAAGCUACGGGAGAUCGAAUUGAAAGUCCAACGUGAGAUCAACGAAAAGAGGCAAGAGCUGUUGGCCAAGGAAGAGUCCUUACGGAACCUGGAGAGCCGGCUUGCGGCACAGGGAUCACAGUCCGAGUUCAGGGAGUAA